This is a messenger RNA of Bombus pyrosoma, 1272 nucleotides long. Its product is annotated as farnesol dehydrogenase-like. Lineage: Eukaryota; Metazoa; Arthropoda; Insecta; Hymenoptera; Apidae. The transcript has 5 exons. The record is from RefSeq and is a predicted model, not a curated record. The coding region runs from base 43 to 801 and encodes 252 amino acids.
GUAUUCCGCGCGCAGUUACUUUGCACCACGAUAAUACGAGUGAUGAAUUGUUGGUCAGAAAAAAUCGCAGUUGUGACCGGUGCGAGCCAAGGAAUUGGUCUCGCGAUAUCGAAAGAAUUGGCUAGGUAUAAAAUUAAAGUGAUUGGUUUAGCAAGAGGAAUGGUUAAGCUCAUGGAAGUUGCCGCAACUAUUGGACAGUAUUUUGUUCCGUUGGAGUGUGAUAUAAUGGAAGAAGAUGAAAUACUUAGUACGUUCAAAUUGAUCGAGGAAAACUUUGGUGGCGUUGAUAUUCUAGUGAAUAAUGCUGCCACCUGCAGUCUUGCACAUAUCAUGGAGUCAGAAGAGGAUGAAAUUGAGGAUAUCGUUAAAACCAACUUGAUAGCUCCAGCAAUUCUUGCACGAAAAGCACUAAAUUCUAUGAGAAAACGCGGCACUAGGGGUCAUAUAAUUAAUAUCUCUGGCACACCCGGAUUAUAUUUUGAAGCUGAGAACAUACCGAUGGGCAUGUAUGGUCCUACUAAAUACGGUCUAAGAGUUCUAGGGACUGUAUUACGUCACGAAAUAGCGAUAUCCAAACUGAAUGUCAAAGUAACGACCAUUAACCCUGGACUUGUUCGGUCGACGAUGUUCACAGAGCUUUAUAAUUUCUUGAAAAUCCCCCUAAAUGAUAUAUUAAAAGAUACAGACAUCGCCGAAACAGUCAUUUGCGUGCUAGCAACACCGGACACGGUAGAGAUUUCGGAAAUCACGGUGUUACCACAAGGCAUGGGAUCUAGUGUUGUUACACUACCGGCUGACUGAAUCACAGGAUGUCAUUGCUUAGAUGUCACUACCCGCUAAUUUUAAUGAAUCUUGCAGCUGAUCACAUCAUUACAUCAUUGUACGAUGGCAAUAAAAUCCGUGUGUUACUUCUAUCUUGCAAGUAUCGGUUUAAAUCGAGGGAUAUCUCGUUAGUUUCGAUAUCGUUUUAAUGUUCCGCAUUUAUAAUAAAUCAUAAAGAAACGUAAGAACAUUGUUUGACUUCAUCAAACAGAUUCUUUCGGUUCAACGCAACAUGGAAGAUCGGGAUGUUUCUUUUAAGAAAUAAAACUUUGGAUGUUUCGUUAAAUUAAUUAUUUUAUUUAAUAAGCGAGAAGCCCUCGAAUAAGAGCUUUUUAUUUUUCGUUAAACGAUUUAUUAAAUAAUAUAUAUUAAAUAAUACAUGGAAGCUAAUGUUUAGUCCAAAAUUUUGUUAGAAUUUUUAAUUAAAUUUUCUCAACUUAAUUCCCAGUA